GCUUUCUCGACCAGUUGGGGUUUCUAACAACCCUGAGCUUGUCCUCUGUCCAGGGCAGGUCCCAGCUCGCGGGCCCUUCAGAAAGGUUUGAAGAAGGGACUGACAGUGGGGUUUGGGGGCCCUAAUUUCUCAUUUUCUCUAGUUCUCACUCCCUUAAAAUGCAAAGGGCCGGUGUUCCUGUUUCAGGGAGCGUGUAGGGCACGUGCCACUGGGCAUCCUGGGAAGGAGCGUACCGACAGCCGCAGUGGGCAGAGAGAGGGCAGGAGGGCAGGUUUAAAUCCUGGGCCUUGAGGCCAGGGGCCCCAGGGAGCUGUCCUGUCACAAGAAAUAGCCCUGGAUGCCAGCCAGCUGGAGCCUGGACACCUUCUCCCAGGCAGAGGCAGGGAGGAGAUGGGGAGACGCCAGUAGCAGCCCAACCCAGAGAGACCGAACCCAGAGUCCGGUUUGCAGCCGAGGACUAGGUCCACAAUCCUCCCUGUGCCCGGGGUGGGUGGGAGGCUGAGGGCACAGUAGUCCCUGGAUAUGGCAAAUCUGAUAUCCUGUCCUCAGGGUGCCCCUUGGCUUCUCCAAGGACAUGCCCAUCCCCUAACAACCGAGUCUCCCCUGGAGCCGGGAUCCCGGUUCCUUUCUCCUCCUGGUGGUGCCGCCCUCAUGCCCUCCCCAUCCUGGUCCCGGAGAGCCGCCGUGCUCGCCGCUGUAAAGCUCUUUGUGGCUCUUUGUGUGAUUUAAGUAAUUCCCACUAAAGUAAUUCAUUCUUUUCUGAAUGACCCAUAGGCUUGAUCCUUCCAGGGCACAUUUGCAUUUCAAGUAAAGCAUUUGUACAAACAGAUUUAAGCGUUAAUUGGUAGAAUGAGGAGGCAAUUAUUUUUUCUUUUGGGGGGGGGACUUUCCCAGGCCCUUCCCUGCCAUCCUCUCCCUUCCCCAAUGCAGGGAGGGUGCGGCUGGGAUGUGCCAGGGGAGUCGUCUGCGUCAGGAGGAAGGGAGGAGAUCAGUGGUUCCAACUGAAAGUUUUUUACGGUGGGACCUAGACUCAUCAACUUUUUAUUUUCCCCAGGUUUGUUUUAUUAUCACUGAUUUCCUAAUGCUGUCACUUCACAGCACCAAAAUACAAAGAAGGAGCGCAUGUCAGUCUUCAGCUUUCUGAAAACGUGGUGUAUGUGGCUGCUGCGGUGCCCUGCGCCCCAGGUACAAAAGGCUGGUGGACAACAUCUUCCCUGAGGAUCCCGAGGAUGGCCUGGUGAAGACCAACAUGGAGAAGCUGACCUUCUACGCCCUGUCAGCUCCAGAAAAGCUCGAUCGCAUUGGCGCCUACCUCUCUGAGAGGCUCAUCCGUGAUGUGGGUCGUCAUCGGUAUGGGUACGUGUGCAUCGCCAUGGAGGCGCUGGACCAGCUGCUCAUGGCCUGUCACUGCCAGAGCAUCAACCUCUUCGUGGAGAGUUUCCUCAAGAUGGUGGCCAAGCUGCUUGAGUCUGAGAAGCCCAACCUGCAGAUCCUUGGCACCAACUCGUUUGUGAAGUUUGCCAACAUAGAGGAGGACACCCCAUCCUACCAUCGGAGCUACGAUUUCUUCGUGUCUCGCUUCAGUGAAAUGUGCCACUCUGGCCAUGAAGACUUGGAGAUCAAGACUAAAAUCCGAAUGUCAGGUAUCAAAGGUCUACAAGGGGUGGUGAGGAAGACCGUGAAUGAUGAACUGCAGGCCAAUAUCUGGGACCCACAGCACAUGGACAAGAUCGUCCCAUCCCUGCUUUUCAAUCUGCAACACGUGGAGGAGGCGGAGAGUGAGUCCAAAGCUGCUUCCCUAGGAGCCUUGGCUCUGGCCUUCUACCAGCCUGCUGUACCCCUUAAGGUCUGCAUUCCUGAAGGAGAAACAGUAAUGGUGCUGGGCUCCCUGGGCCGGUCCCCCUCCCCCCUCCAAGCACCAGAGAAGGAGAAGGAGAACCCUGCAGAGCUGGCUGAGAGGUGCCUUCGGGAACUGCUGGGCCGGGCUGCCUUUGGCAACAUCAAAAACGCCAUCAAGCCUGUUCUCGUCCAUCUGGAUAACCAUUCUCUUUGGGAACCCAAGGUGUUCGCCAUCCGUUGCUUUAAAAUCAUCAUGUACUCAAUUCAGCCGCAGCACUCCCACCUGGUUAUCCAGCAGCUCCUGAGCCACCUGGAUGCCAACAGCCGCAGCGCGGCCACGGUGCGGGCGGGCAUCGUGGAGGUCCUGUCGGAAGCUGCUGUCAUCGCCGCCACGGGCUCUGUGGGGCCCACGGUGCUGGAGAUGUUCAACACUCUGCUGAGGCAGCUGCGGCUCAGCAUCGACUACGCUUUGACCGGGAGCUACGAUGGGGCCAUAAGCCUUGGCACCAAGAUCAUCAAGGAGCACGAAGAGCGCAUGUUCCAGGAGGCGGUCAUCAAGACCAUAGGCUCCUUUGCCAGCACGUUGCCUACUUACCAGCGCUCCGAGGUGAUCCUCUUCAUCAUGAGCAAGGUUCCACUGCCUUCCCUGCAUCACCCCAUGGAGAUGGGGAGGACCGGGGAGAACAGGAACCGACUGACCCAGAUUAUGUUGCUGAAAUCCCUCCUUCAGGUAUCCACCGGCUUCCAGUGCAACAACAUGAUGUCAGCUCUGCCCAGCAACUUCCUUGACCGCCUUCUCUCCACCGCCCUCAUGGAGGACGCAGAGAUCCGUCUCUUCGUUCUAGAGAUUCUCAUCAGUUUCAUUGAUCGUCAUGGCAACCGUCACAAGUUCUCCACCAUCAGUACCCUCAGCGACAUCUCUGUCCUGAAGCUGAAAGUGGACAAGUGCUCCCGGCAGGACACCAUCUUCAUGAAGAAGCACUCCCAGCAGCUCUACAGACACAUCUACCUGAGCUGUAAGGAGGAAACGAACAUACAGAAGCACUACGAGGCGCUCUACGGCCUGCUGGCGCUCAUCAGCAUUGAGCUGGCCAACGAGGAGGUGGUGGUAGACCUCAUCCGCCUGGUGCUGGCUGUCCAGGACGUGGCCCAGGUCAAUGAAGAGAACUUGCCUGUUUACAACCGCUGUGCCCUCUACGCGCUGGGUGCCGCCUACCUGAACCUCAUCAGCCAACUCACGACAGUGCCUGCCUUCUGCCAGCACAUCCGUGAGGUGAUAGAGAGCAGGAAGAAAGAGGCUCCGUACAUGCUCCCUGAGGACGUGUUUGUGGAGAGGCCCAGGCUGUCUCAAAACGUCGAUGGAGUGGUGAUUGAGCUUCUCUUCCGCCAGAGCAACAUCAGUGAGGUCCUGGGGGGCAGUGGUUACAAUGCAGACAGGCUCUGCCUGCCCUACAUCCCUCAGCUGACAGAUGAGGAUCGCUUAUCCAAGAGGAAGAGCAUUGGAGAAACCAUUUCCCUGCAGGUGGAGGUAGAAUCGAGGAACAGCCCAGAGAAGGAGGAGCGCGUGCCUGCCGAGGAGAUCACCUAUGAGACGCUGAAGAAGGCCAUUGUGGACAGCGUGGCCGUCGAGGAGCAGGAACGUGAACGGCGGCGACAGGUGGUGGAGAAGUUCCAGAAGGCGCCCUUUGAGGAGAUUGCAGCGCAUUGCGGGGCCCGGGCAUCACUGCUGCAGAGCAAACUCAAUCAGAUCUUUGAAAUCACCAUCCGGCCCCCACCAAGCCCAUCAGGGACCAUCACUGCAGCCUAUGGCCAGCCUCAGAGCCACUCCAUCCCCGUCUAUGAGAUGAAGUUUCCCGAUCUGUGCGUAUACUGAAUUCCAAGACACAGCUUCUCGGAGGGGUGGGGCCUGAGGGAGGGGCUCGCCUUCACGCCCACCCCGACACCAUGGAGAUCUAACUGGGAUCUCAGAGAAAAAGCACCUUGGACAGCUAAGCAAGGUGGAGCCCUGGGCCCCCCUGCCCCCCUCUCGGCCUCCCUGCUUCCUCUUUGUCUUCCCUGAGGGAGAUCUGGCCACGCUGGGGCUAAUAAGCAUCCUACCUGUGCCCUUUGUCUCCUCUUCUGUGUCAUCCUGGGGUCAGGAGUCGUUGGGGGUCUCCAGAGAGAGGCUGAGGUCCCAGGAAACUCCUGCUUAGUGUAGUAAGUGAAGGGCUUUCACGGGGGUGGGUGUGCAGCUGCCAUUCCCCCGGGAGGGAACUAGAGAGAGACACAGUUGGUCAAAGGAAGCCGUAGACUGCAAUCAGGAGGAGGCAAGGCCAGCUCCUCCCGUAAAGCAGUGGCCUGUGAGAGCUGGAAGAUGGGGCGCUGAUCUCCUCCAGAGUGUCCCCUCCUCCUUCCCCAUUUGAGGGUCCAAAGGCCUUCAAGUCUCUGGUGUCUUUUCCACUCCCCUGCUCACCCUGCCAAUUGCCUCUUCGUGAAUUGUUUCUAUUGUUAAUUAAUACUGAGCUUGUAUAAUGGAAGCUGGGGUAGAGACACCGUGGGGGGCAGCAGGCCGCUGACAGAGGGAGCCCGUGUCCCCAGGCUGGCCGGCUGGGCCAGGGAGCAGAAGCACGGGCCAGCCUCCUGUCCAGGAGCAGCUGGCAGAACCUCACCUGGGCCUCUUCCUGAGGCAGCUCCCUCUGGCCAAGAAGAGCCCUUUCCUUCUUCUUUUCCAGUCUAACUUCCCAUAACUUUUCUGAGCUGAUAUGACUCACAGGAAGGUGAGAAUAGUCACAUGAUUCCUUCCUGGAGAAUUUGCUCUUGAAAAGAGGGAGGGUGAGUAGAUUUCUUGACCCAAAGGAACCCCUUUUGAGGGUACCAUUUUCGGCAGCGUGGGGUGGGGUCAGAAGCGGGCUGAUUCUGCUAAGGGGAGGGCAGUCUUCUCAGGACACCCUCGGGUCACACCUCUGUGCGUGGCCCUGCACAGAUGCACUGUGAGAGCCUGAUUAUCAGGGCUGAUAGGUGUAUUUGUCCAAAUUAGGAGAAUCUUAACACAUGGAACUCUCCUGUUGCGUGUGCAAUAAUCUUGUUGGGUGUGGGGGCUACCUGACCCUCGUUCCUAUAGUUUCCCCCCUUGGUUGCUGCCUCUGUGCUGUGGGCCUGUGGCUUCCAGAGGGUCUACAUGACUACAGGGCCGAGGGGGCCCGGCUCCCGCCCCUCCACCACAGCCUUUGGCUCUGCUCUAUGGCUUUUGGCUAAUACUCAACCCAACUUUACAGGCAUGAACUGAGAUUUCUCUUUACUUUAAUAUCUCUUUAUUAAGAAACCAAAUUUAAAAUAACUAGAAACAGGGCUUCCCUGGUGGCGCAGCGGUUGAGAGUCCGCCUGCCGAUGCAGGGGACACGGGUUCGUGCCCCGGUCCGGGAAGAUCCCACAUGCCGCGGAGCGGCUGGGCCCGUGAGCCAUGGACGCUGAGCCUGCGCGUCCGGAGCCUGCGCUCCGCAAUGGGAGAGGCCACAACAGUGAGAGGCCCGCGUACUGAAAAAAAAUAAAUAAAUAAAUAAAAUAAAAUAACUAGAAACAAACUUGAAGACAAAUGACCUUUGGAAGAAGCUUCAGAGAAAAUGUAAAUCUUGAGCCACAAACAUGUCUUUUCCUCACUGGAUCUUCCCAUCUUUCUUCCCUGCUCAGCUUUGACGCGAAGCCCUGUUUCUCUCUAGUGCUUCUCUGACUGUAGGGUCCACCCCCAUAGCAACUGCACCCUGAGCACUGCCCUGGGGCCCUGGUUCUGGGACUUGGCAGUCAUUCCCUGGAGCCUCUUUCUAGAACCAGCACUAGAACCAGAGACCUACAUGUCCAUCAGCUGUCUCUCCCUCAUCCCCACCCUGGGAACAGAUCGAAGAAACAAGGUGCAGGAUUCCCAUUCUUCAUAUACUUCACUGCUGUUUCCUCUGUCUGAAGCAGCUUUUUCUUUGUGUCACCGCUACAUAGCAAAGAUGUGCUUCCUUUGGAGACAUGGCCACAUUUUGAGUGCCCUCCUUCUCGGUUUCAAUUUAAACUUACACUCAGUAGAGUAUUAACUUGCCUGCUGACAUGGAGUAGAAUACGGAUUCUGGCCAAAGAUGCCUCAGAAUCAGAAAGUUCAUGAUGAACAUUAACUGGAACAAUUACCUGGUAAAUUAAGCAGCCUCCUUCACCCCACCCCUGCCCUCCCGAGCCCUGGGAGAGAAGGCAAGCAGAGUUUGGUGGGUGCCCCAGCCUUCAGCCUAGCACCACUCUUCCUGCCUUCCAAGCCCGCUGGCGUCACCGUGUCAAGCAACCAGCCCUUUUUGCUUUCCCCCCUCUGUUGUGAAUUUCAGUUAGCAAGGCCACGCAAGCCAGUCACUCCCCAAAACUGCUGAAGACUCUUCCUCGUGGGCAAGGGGUAGGGUCGGUUAGCACUCUGCUGACAGAACCCAGUAGCAUGGAUAUACUUGGAAUUUCAGUGAACUUGGUUGCGUCACAUAAAUGCAUAAGAAGCAGAUGAGAGGAGAGCCCCAGUGUGACCCUGGAGGCUCCUUACGGUUUUCCUUGCAAAGUGGUCCCCCAUGGCCUGUGCCUGUUCCCAUUUUCCUCUUUUUGAAAAGUAGAAAUAAGUGAUUUCUUGGCUGCUACACAUCUCCUCCCCAGAGAAGUAGCCUGAGUGGGUCAGAAGAAGAAGGAGAGAAGUCCUCAGACAUUCCCCUCUGUCCAGCCCUCCGCCUCAAGCAUAAGCAUAGAUGGAUGAGCAGUGAAAAGGUGGGGCUGGGACCAUGUGAAGUGCUUGGAGUGCAGGGGUCCCAGGUGCACUGUCCUUUGCCCUGGGUGUUCUCAGUCCCAGAGGAUAUGUUUCAACUGACCUAAGAAUCAGAACAGCCUUGCAGUUGUUUAGACUCCUCAAAGGCCAGACCUCCUGGCUUCACUAGGGGCCCUUGGGUCAUGACACCUUCCAGUUGCUAUUCCAUUGUCCCUGGGGCUUCUCACCUGGGUACAGAGAGUCUCACUGAGAAGUGAGACUUUCUCCCAGUUCCUCUUUAUGACCAUGAAAUGGCAGCUGGCCAGCUGGGGCCUGUGGGAAAAGACUAGACCUGAGCUGUCAGGCUGAAUAGUAAGUUUGAUGGUAGACAGGGAAGUGGGCACCUCUGAGCAGGCCACGCCCACUUCUCCAGACCCAAAGACCCUGGCAGGCAGUUGUGCUGAAACGAGGCACCUUCCUUAUGUCUGGGGAGAAGGCUUAGGGCAGUGUAUUGCCUCUUCAUCUCGCUAAGCCUAGAAAUCUUCUAGUUAAAAUACCCCGUAUCCCAAAUCCAGCCUAGGGCUGAAGCCUGCCGAAGGAUGGUCUUGGUGGGGCCUGCCAGCUGGGGAAGUAGGGAGGGGACACAGGCCUGUGGGAGGGGGCUCUGCGGCCUGUUUUCCGUGCUCUCCUUUAGCACCAACCAGGUUGACCAGGUCUUUUCUCCUUCAGGAGCCCUUGGGACCCCAGCCCAUCACUUUCCCCUUUUGAGCUCUUCCUCCAUGGCUGUUGAUUCUGGCCUGUGGAGAGCAGAGCUGUAAAUCCACAAAUGCUGCAGCAUUACACAUACAUUGUGACAUGUCUGUGUCCAUUUAGACGUUCAUGACCUGGCUGAGUGUGUGUGUGCCCGUGCGCGUGCAAGUGUGUAUAGUGUAGUUCAUAGUUGACAGUGUAUGUAUAUAAUAGCUGACGUAUUUAUAUGUGAGUGCAGAAUUAGUGCCUGUGGCGGUUUUCUGUAUUUUGAACUCAUUGAAUCAAAUUAGUUUAAGGGAUAGGAAGGAGGAUGGGGGGGGGCGGGGGUGGAACGUAGGAAGAAGGACUCUUAGCAAGAUUAUUCUUUAGGACUAUUAGUCGUGAUUUCCCAAUGAGCCUUCAUGAUGCCCUUUUCAAAUAAAUGUUAAUGUUGUCACCA
Molecule: messenger RNA, 7757 nt
Organism: Globicephala melas (long-finned pilot whale)
Lineage: Eukaryota; Metazoa; Chordata; Mammalia; Artiodactyla; Delphinidae
Gene: EFR3B
Product: EFR3 homolog B
Biological process (GO): protein localization to plasma membrane
Cellular component (GO): plasma membrane
Source: RefSeq, a predicted model, not a curated record